UCGGCUCAGUUGUUGCAGAAUGAAUUUUGUCGUUCGAUAUCCGAGAUAUGUGCAGUUGCAUUUUGAUCAAUUUUGAUGUGAAUUCUUGAACAAUAUUGUGCAAGGUAUUCCCGUCUACACGAUAGUCAGGAAAUACCGACCAAAUGCGGAACAGUGUCUCAGUGCGAUAAAUUACGUACAUCGGAGCUAUAUGUUGAUCUAGUGCGUUCAAACGGGCAGUUAAUAAGGAAAACAUGAGUUAUCACCGUGGAGGAGGUAACAAGCCUAAAGGCUUUGGCUUUGCGGGCUUCCAAAUGACUGGCACUAAGAGAAGUGGCUCUAAUAUACCACCUCCUCCUCCUAAUUCGACGCUGAGCAAGCAAGGCUAUCAUACCAUGAACUCUAUCACAGAGAAUGCCUUAUCGGCCUGUUGGGGCAUGCCAAAGAAACGUAGUAAAACCGAAGAAGAAUACUUUGAGGACGACGACGAUCCUCCAACGUCCUCAUUGGAGUAUAUUCCGGCCCCUGGAUCUCCUACUUACGACCUGAUGAAAAAAUCCGCACCUAAAGAGGACAGCGACAGCGAGGAAGAUCCAUUGGACGCUUUCAUGGCCGGCAUCGACGCGGAAGUAAAGAGGAACACCUACGAGGCUCAGUUGGCUGAGGACGAGCGCAAGGAGGAUAAAUCGAAAGGAUUCAGGGCGGAUAUAGACGGGGAGGACGACGAGGAGAGUUACUACAGGUACAUGGAGGAGAAUCCGACCGCGGGUCUGCAACAAGAGGAGUCCGACCAGGAGAUCGAGUACGAUGAGGACGGGAAUCCGAUUGCACCGCCGAAAAAGAAGGAGAUCGAUCCUCUGCCACCCGUCGAUCACAGCGAGAUACAAUAUGAACCGUUCGAGAAGAACUUUUACAAUGUUCACGAGGAGAUCGCUAGCUUGAAGAAGCAACAAAUCGAUGACUUGAGAAAGACUCUGGGUAUCAAAGUAUCCGGGCCUUCUCCACCGAAUCCGGUCACCAGUUUCGGGCACUUUGGUUUCGAUGACGCGUUGAUCAAGUCGAUCAGGAAAAAUGAGUACACCCAACCCACUCCAAUCCAAGCACAAGCAGUCCCUGCCGCACUCAGCGGCAGGGACAUUAUUGGUAUAGCAAAGACUGGCAGUGGUAAAACGGCGGCGUUCAUUUGGCCCAUGCUGGUUCACAUUAUGGAUCAGCGGGAGCUGAAGGCCGGCGACGGACCCAUCGGAUUGAUCCUCGCUCCGACGAGAGAGCUGUCCCAACAGAUCUAUCAAGAGGCGAGAAAGUUUGGCAAAGUAUACAAUAUUCAAGUAUGCUGCUGCUACGGAGGUGGCAGCAAAUGGGAGCAGAGCAAAGCGUUGGAAGGAGGUGCGGAAAUAGUGGUCGCUACGCCGGGCAGAAUGAUAGACUUAGUUAAAAUGAAGGCAACGAAUUUAACCAGAGUCUCGUUCCUCGUGUUGGACGAAGCCGACCGAAUGUUCGACAUGGGUUUCGAACCGCAGGUGCGUUCUAUAUGCAACCACGUUAGACCCGACAGGCAAACGUUGUUGUUCAGCGCGACUUUUAAAAAGAGGGUGGAAAAACUUGCUAGGGAUGUUUUAACGGACCCGGUCAGAAUAGUUCAAGGCGAUGUCGGCGAAGCGAAUGCCGACGUUACUCAGCACGCGAUAGUCUUUAAUAAUAAUCCAAUCGGCAAGUGGUCUUGGUUGUUGCAAAACUUGGUAGAAUUUCUGAGCGCCGGGAGUCUGCUGAUCUUCGUAACGAAAAAGUUGAACGCCGAAGAGCUCGCGAACAAUCUUAAAUUAAAAGAAUUCGACGUUUUACUGCUCCACGGUGACAUGGAUCAGAUCGAAAGGAACAAAGUGAUCACAGCUUUCAAGAAGAAAGAUGUCAGCACGUUGGUCGCUACCGAUGUCGCGGCCCGCGGUUUGGACAUUCCACAUAUCAAAACGGUCGUGAAUUACGACGUCGCGCGAGACAUAGACACCCACACGCACAGAAUAGGUAGAACUGGCCGAGCCGGCGAGAAGGGUACCGCUUACACGCUCGUCACGGAGAAGGACAAAGAGUUCGCUGGACACUUGGUUCGGAACUUGGAGGGAGCGAAUCAGGAGGUACCAAAGAGUCUGAUGGAUCUUGCGAUGCAGAGCGCUUGGUUCCGGAAGUCUAGAUUCAAGGGCGGUAAAGGAAAAAGCUUGAACGUCGGAGGAGCUGGACUUGGAUUCAGGGGUCGACCGGACGCGUCUCCGACUUCGAGCGGAGGUCCUUCGUCGCAAGGCUCGAAAGACAUAAGCGAAGUUGUGAAAAAGUUGGAAAGGCACGGGCCCGGUAGCGAUCGUUUGUCCGCAAUGAAAGCCGCUUUCCGCAGUCAAUACAAUUCUCAGUUUCGGGCAUCGUCGGAUCACACGUGGGAACAAACUAUAACGCCGCCUUCUGUGAUAAUGCCUCCACCGCCGCCGGUCCCGCCGAAACCGAACACGGAGCAGUCGCGGAAUCAGGAGAACCAAGCUGCGAACGCGACGGGAGAGAGGAGAAGAGUGAGAAAGAGUCGAUGGGAAUAAUCGGACGCCUGUCAAUCCACGAUUAUUUUGUGUAUACUGCUAUGCUGCGAUAAUAUGCUAAGAAUCGACGAUACCGAAUUGUUUUAUAUUAUAUCAAAAUUUAAUUUUACCAA
Messenger RNA from Megalopta genalis, 2671 nucleotides. RefSeq names its product ATP-dependent RNA helicase DDX42. The record is from RefSeq and is a predicted model, not a curated record. NCBI's taxonomy places the organism in Eukaryota, Metazoa, Arthropoda, Insecta, Hymenoptera, Halictidae. Gene Ontology annotation, molecular function: RNA helicase activity; nucleic acid binding; ATP binding.